UAUGGAGGAAGCACAUUUUAUCGCAUUGCAUAAUCCGGAUUAUUUUUCAACAGAUAUUGGAUAUGCAACUUCACGGGAUUAGACAGUUCAUCUGUGUUGCUCAGGUUGUUGAGGCUUCAGGAGGUCGUCACCUGGUAUGCUCUAUUUGGUGUACAUUCCUUGAAGAAAGUCUUUAUCUACUGGCAGCAAUGGUUUUGAACAUGAUAUUGUGGAAUCUGGUAUUCGUUUUUGAGGUUCAGACACAUGAAUUCUUUGGUAUAUAGAUAAUUUUUUUUUUUCCAGAAUUGGGUUUAUUUCUUGCAUAUUGCCUUGCUUUUGCAACAUCAUAUCACCGAUUGCCUUGAAGUUGGUUAUAAGAUUGAAGAUAUGGUUGCAGGCUGUUAAAACAUAGAAGUGAAGGGUUAUAAUGUAUGGGGCACAGGGAGAUGGAGCAAGUGAGUGUUCUUUAAGGUGAUUGUUGUUGGUAGCACAAAUACGGAGUAGUUAAAAGUGUAGGAAAUUGUGGUUAGAAAGUGGAAUGAUGACGGCGGAUUCCAUCUUUUCUGGUAACAGGAGGCCAUUAAAGUAAAGUACUAUAGUAUGUCAUGUGUGCAUAUUUCAUUAUAACGAUAACGUCGAGGACACCGCUAACACCUUACCGUCCGGCAUCUUCCAUUUUUUGGAUGUGAAGAGGUUGAUAAGUCGAAAUGUGUGUCGGCGAAAAGUUGAGGAGGCAAGAAUCCCACGUCACUUUUGGAUGCAGACUUAAUUGUAAACACCCCUCUAAUUGUUCAAAGCCAACUAUAUGAUGAUUAUAUUAAAAUAAGCAUAAUGAAUAAUGAUUCGAGUCUCUACAAAACUUUGUGACAUAUCUGGUGGGGAGUCUCAAUGCUGCUCUUAUUUUAUACGGAGUAAAUAAAAGCAACACAGUCAAUGCUCCUUUAUAAAAGUAGGUAGCUUUCUCUGUCUUUCCCACUCAUAAUGAGAAAGAGCCAAAGAGGAAGGAGCCCUAUGAAAUUAUCUCCAAUCGUUCCCACUGGACGAAGGAAGUCAGUGUUUGAGUGAGUCAAGAUUCAGAUUGUUUAAGGAAACGAGAUCAUAAUACUCACUCACAAUGGGUAGCUAUAAAAUUAUCUUCUUUUCCCUCUGCACUGUCUUGUUUAUCGCCAGCAGCAGCAGAAGGAUUGAAGGCAGUUUAUUUUUAUUCCCAAUGAAAGAAGCAAGUGUUUGCGAUCUUCAGGCUGCUUUCCAGCACAACAGGGUCAACUCCAGGCAACUUGUAGAGUUCUAUAUUGCUAAUAUCCAGAAGCUCAAUCCAGUUCUUAAAGCAGUCAUCCAAGUCAAUCCAGAAGCACUUGACUUGGCAGAUAAAGCUGAUCAAGAACGUAAAAACAAGACAUCAGUGACUUCUCUGUCGUUGUUACAUGGUAUUCCCGUUCUUGUGAAGGACAACAUUUCAACCAAGGAUAAGCUGAACACAACUGCUGGAUCUUGUGCGCUUCUUGGGUCAAUUGUGCCUCAGGAUGCAGGUGUUGUGAAGAAAUUGAGAAAAGCUGGGGCGAUCAUACUGGGAAAAGCAAGCAUGACUGAGUGGGCAGCUUUCAGGUCAGAUGCCAUGCCCAGUGGCUGGAAUUGUAGACUUGGCCAAGCUGUGAAUCCUUAUGUAGCAUCUGCUGAUCCGUCGGGUUCAAGCACCGGUUCAGCAAUAUCAGCAGCUGCAAAUUUGGUCACAGUUACACUAGGCACAGAAACAGCAGGAUCCAUCUUGAGUCCAUCCAAUGCCAAUUCAGUUGUUGGGAUCAAACCCACUGUAGGCCUAACAAGCCGAGCAGGUGUUGUGCCAAUUUCACAUAGACAGGACACCGUCGGGCCAAUUUGCAGGACUGUGAGUGAUGCAGUUCAUGUCCUAGAUGUUAUUGUUGGAUAUGAUCCUGAUGACAAACAGGCAACACAUGAAGCUUCAAUGUACAUUCCACAAGGCGGGUAUGCCCAAUUUCUCAAGGCUGAUGGACUAAAGGGUAAGAGAUUGGGGAUUACCAGGAACAAUGGUUUAGUUGGGUUCAAUGACGACUCAGAAACCUUGAAAGCUUAUGAACAACAUUUCACAACACUGAGGCAAAGAGGAGCAGAGUUGGUUGACAAUUUGGAGAUACCCAAUUUUGAGCUGCUAGUCCAUUCUGUUAUUGCUGCUCAAGACAUAGCUCUGAAAGCAGAGUUCAAGAUUGAUGUGAAUGCCUACCUUGGAAACUUAGUGGAAUCUCCAGUGCGAUCCUUGGAGGAUGUGAUUGCAUAUAACCAAAAAAAUGCAGAUGGCGAAAUGAUUGAGAAGUAUGGGCAAAAUAUACUGGUGGAAGCUGAGGAGACUAGAGGGAUAGGGAGAUUGGAAAGAGAGGCGCUUGCGAAUAUCAAAAAAGCCUGCAAGGAUGGGUUUGAGAAGUUGAUGAAAGACAAUAAUUUGGAUGCGUUAAUGUCGCCUGGAUCAGAUGUAGCUUCCAUUCUUGCACUUGGAGGGUAUCCAGGAAUCAAUGUUCCAGCGGGGUACGAUAAAAAUGGAGUCCCAUUUGGUGUUUCCUUUGGAGGGCUAAAGGGCUCAGAGCCCAAACUCAUUGAGAUUGCAUAUGGGUUUGAACAGGCUACCAUGAUCAGGAAAGCUCCUCCGGUUUAAUCCAUGGAAUGCAUUUUGUUGAGAUGCAGAUUUAUAAUAAACCCCCACAGACAGCGCAGCCAACCAUUCAUCUACUGCCAACUGCACAAGAAAAAGAAGAA
This is a messenger RNA of Ipomoea triloba (trilobed morning glory), 2745 nucleotides long. Its product is annotated as probable amidase At4g34880. NCBI's taxonomy places the organism in Eukaryota, Viridiplantae, Streptophyta, Magnoliopsida, Solanales, Convolvulaceae. Bases 1094 to 2644 code for a protein of 516 amino acids. The transcript is spliced from 7 exons. The record is from RefSeq and is a predicted model, not a curated record.